AAAAAAGUUCAUAGAAACUUCUGCUGUGUCCCUGUGAGCUAAAAUCAUCAUUUUUUCCAUGAGGUUUGGUCUAAAGUUUUCUGAGAUUUUCUGUGUAACGGUCUUCAGGUUACUUUCUACUUCCUGUCAUUAUUGACUGACCCAGAUCAAUGAAGGUCUUCAGGUCUACAUUUCGAGUCUAUGGGUCUAAGGUAGCCAGUCCAGCAGGAGGCGCUCAGUUUAGUCUGCUGUUCAGGGUCAUUAUUGGUGAUUUGGUUUAUGAAUGAUUUGUUCCACCAGCAGCACAAAUACAGUUUAUCAGUCCUGUAUUGAUAAGAGCUAAUCAAUCAUCAUAAAUCUGAUCAAUGACUGAAGUGGUCGUAAAUCUGAACUUUAUCUCUGGGACACAACAACCUGCUCAGGGAAACUGGACCUCAUUUCUGGAUCUGCUUCUCUGUCGGCCAGUCAGUCGGUUGAUCGGUCGGUAUAUUAAUUGAUUGAGUGAUUGAUUGAUUGAUUGAUUGAUUGACUGAUUGGUUCAAGUGGAAGUCAGAAUGAAAAGUACUCGCCUCUCAUCCCUGGAGUUCCUCCUCAUCAUCGUUUCCUCUCUUCUUCUCAUCUGCUGCGUUGGACUCGUCCUGCUGUCAUGGAUCAGCCUCACACCUGCCGGUACUGAUGGUCUUGUGAGUCUGAACGGUCAGAUGACUAUUACAGCUGGAGCAGAAUUCUCUGAAGAACUGAGGAACUCCAGCAGUGAACCAUUCAAGGUCCUGGCCUACGAUGUCCAAGAGCUGGUUUCUGAUGCCUUCAGUGUUACCAGCCUCAGAGCAGUUUUCAUGUCAUGUCAUGUUUCAUCCUUCAGGCAGGGCAGUGUUGUGGUGACCUUUGACCUUUGGCUCGAUCGACCGAUUGAUGUAUCUGAGGUGACACAGAACCUCAGGGUGGGGCUUGAUGACGUAGACAGCAGGGGGUUGGUGAUUGACAAGCACAGCAUCCACAUCACAGAAAAAGACCAUGUGAUCACAGCCACGCCCACACCAAUGACAUCAGAAUCCUCAAUGACCACACAUUGUGCUUCUGGUCAAAAGCUCUGCUCUGAUUGGUCGAUGUGUCUCCUGAUGGAUCGUUUUUGUGACGGUGUAAAUGACUGUCCAGAUGCUUCUGACGAAGAUGUUGCCCUCUGUGCAACCACCUGUGACGGACAGUUUUUGCUUGGUGGGGCAGGUGGCGCCCUACGCUCAUCUGCUUAUUCUGAUUCAUAUAAGUACAACAGUCGCUGUCGUUGGAUCAUCAGGGUGGACUCCGGACUGUCAAUCAAACUGACGUUCCAUCACUUUGAAACAGAAGAAAACAUCGACAUAGUCAAGAUUUACAAAGGAAUUGGUGAAACUAGGACACUCACAGACCAGCUCUCAGGCUCCGCCCCCCCUGGUACAGUGUGGGUACUGAACGACCAAUCAACUGUGGAGUUUACCUCUGAUGAUGUCAAUAACCUGUCGGGAUUCAAAGCUUCAUUUAGUGCUGUUAACACAACUGAGAUAACUAAUACAGACAAACUCUCCUGUACGUUCGAGGGAGGCUUCUGUUUCUGGCGUCAGUGUCAUGACGAUGACGGCGACUGGAUUCGAAGUCGUGGCGAGACGUUUCCUCCUCUGACUGGCCCCAGUGUGGACCACACGCUGGGCAACAGCUCAGGUUUUUACUUGACCACGCCCCUCAGCCCUGGCCAAUGGAAUAAGAGCUUCAGGCUCUACAGCCUGCCCUUGACUCCCGUCAAUGUGUCCUGCUGUCUAAACUUUUGGUACCACAUGUUUGGUGAGGACGUGUACAGGCUCCGCCUCCUGAUGAAAUCAACAACAUCGUCAAUGAUCCUGUUUGAGAAAGAAGGAAACUAUGGCAACAUCUGGAAUUUUGCCCAAGUGACCUUUAACCUGACCACCACUGCAAUGGUGGAGUUUGAAGCCUUAAAAAAAGGUGGAGUAAGAAAUGAUAUCGCAUUAGAUGACAUCACAGUGUUGGAUGGUCCUUGUGGGCCCGCGCCCCCUGAACCAACCACUGUACCCACUCCUACAACCCCCACCCCCAUACCAGCUGACUGUGGAGGACCUUUUGACCUCUGGGAACCAAACUCCACCUUCACAUCUCCAAACUACCCACAAUCCUAUGGAAACAAAGCCCAGUGCCUGUGGAUUCUUCAUGCGCCUCCAAAUCACAACAUCCAGCUUCACUUCAUGGACUUUGAUGUUGAAUCCACCUAUGAUGUGGUUGAGGUGCGAGAUGGGGCGGGGCCAAACUCCACCUUACUAGCUGUCCUGACUGGAAUGGUAGGCCCCGCCCACGACCUCUUCUCAACUGCCAAUCAGAUGACAGUGUGGCUGUUCACGGACAGCUCGGGUUCUGGCAGAGGAUUUAGGGCCAACUUCACCUCUGGACUGGACCUUGGAUCCCCAGUUCCAUGUGCAGAUGAUCAGUUCCAGUGCCAAACAGGAAGUUGUAUCCAGGGCAACAGUCAGUGUAACAGUGUUGUUGACUGUCCAGAUGGUUCUGACGAAGCCAACUGUGUGCUGCUGCAGGACAACGGUUCACAUCGUCUCCAGAUUCAGCUCCUGCUCUCUUUCUACACCGUUUGUGGGGACACAUGGACAUCGGAGCUUUCAGUCUUCACCUGCCGCUACCUGGGACACAGGUCUGGAUAUGCCUCACUGCUGCCCUCUAUGCCAGAAGACUCACCAUUCGUGAUUGUCACACUUUCAGUAAAUGGAACCCUGGAGACCAAAGUGAGUGACACCUGUUCCAGUGAGAACGUGAUUUCACUGAGCUGCGACAACAAACCCUGCGGUGUUCAACAAAUCAUGAACCAGAAGUUAGAGAGUGACCAAUCAGGUGUGUCUCGUGUUGUGGGCGGGGUGAAUGCAGUAAAGGGAGCGUGGCCGUGGAUUACCUCUCUGCACUGGCGUGGGCGCCACGUUUGUGGAGCCUCACUGAUAGAUGGUGAUUGGCUGCUCACGGCGGCUCACUGCGUCUAUGGAAAGAACAUUCAUCUCCACCACUGGGUGGCGGUCCUGGGACUUCACACUCAGAGUGACAUGAUCCCUGAGGAGGUUCAAACCCGCAGAGUCGAUCGUGUCAUCAUCCACCCACUUUACAACAGGCGCAGCAAACAGGCGGAUGUUGCCAUGAUGCACAUGGAGCGGCCUAUCAACUUCACCAAUUGGGUGGAGCCUAUUUGUUUACCUGUUGAAGGGCACAACAUCUCUGCAGGAAAAACUUGUCGGAUCGCAGGAUGGGGACGAGACUCUGAGGGCUCUCUGCCCGACAUCCUUCAGGAGGCCCAGGUUCCUGUUGUGGGCCAGGACCAAUGUGGUGCUCAGUUACCAGAGUACAACAUCACAUCCAGCAUGGUGUGUGCCGGGAGGCCAGAGGGGGGAGUUGACUCCUGUCAGGGCGACUCUGGAGGUCCACUCAUGUGCCAGGAAGGCCGACACUGGACUCUGAUUGGUGUGACAUCAUUUGGGAUUGGCUGUGGACUUCCACAGAGACCCGGGGUCUAUGCUCGAGUCUCUGCCUUCACUUCCUGGAUCACCCAGAUUAGACGUUCUCACUCCUUAUCUUAAUUCCUAAAUGAUGAAGUUUCAGUCUGUGUCUAACGCUGCUCUAACCAUAUGCUAAUCCUAAUUCUUUUUUUUAAUUGUCUUUUUAUUAAGUUUAAAGUCAACAUUUACACAGAAUUAUAUUCUGUGUAUUUCUUUUUAACAAAUGACACAUUAUGUUAAACAUAUAUAAUUGUAGGUCUUGAAAAAUAUCUCACCCUGUUUUUCCAAUUAAAAUCUCUCCAUGACAAACA
This is a messenger RNA of Cynoglossus semilaevis (tongue sole), 3823 nucleotides long. RefSeq names its product transmembrane serine protease 15 (gene tmprss15). Bases 534 to 3593 code for a protein of 1019 amino acids. NCBI's taxonomy places the organism in Eukaryota, Metazoa, Chordata, Actinopteri, Pleuronectiformes, Cynoglossidae. Gene Ontology annotation, biological process: proteolysis. Gene Ontology annotation, cellular component: membrane. Gene Ontology annotation, molecular function: protein binding; serine-type endopeptidase activity. The transcript has 27 exons. The record is from RefSeq and is a predicted model, not a curated record.